Tarenaya hassleriana is the source of this 1309-nucleotide messenger RNA. RefSeq lists its product as uncharacterized. NCBI's taxonomy places the organism in Eukaryota, Viridiplantae, Streptophyta, Magnoliopsida, Brassicales, Cleomaceae. Bases 717 to 1124 code for a protein of 135 amino acids. Gene Ontology annotation, biological process: regulation of DNA endoreduplication. The transcript is spliced from 2 exons. The record is from RefSeq and is a predicted model, not a curated record.
CGAAAAAGAAGAAAGGAGCAGAAUUUGGCGAUUUGGCUACGGAGAUCUCACGCCUCGUCCGAGCUGAAAAAUCUCUACGCAAGAGCCCAAUUUGGUCCCAUCUCAAGUUCUGUCCGAUUCGUACUGCUCAACCUCGUAUGAUCUAAUGGCUCUUCCAACCAUUCCGGAAGGAAUGCAGACCCAAUUCGCACGUGGCGUGAUGAUCCGAAUGGCUGAUUUAGAAAUCUGAUCAAAGAAGGCAGAAUCGCCGAAAGCACGCAAACUGUUCGAAAAAUUUCCUGAGAGAGAUGGUCGGGUUUGAUCACUGGGUAUAUCAGAAUAGACUGUAUGGAUGAGGCUAGUAAAACAAUGUGGUGACAUUGACGGCCACGCUCAAUUGCAUACUCGAAACUGAAGCCGAUUUCCUGACGCGGAGAUGCUGUUUCAUAUGAAAUUCCGGAGAAGAAUAUCGUUACUUGGAGAUCUAUGAAUCAUAGUCUGUGAUCAAUGGGGUACUGCUCAUAAAGGCAUAUGAACUGUUCGAUAAAAUGCCUGAAAGAACACUGUUUCGUGGAACAAGAUGAUCUUGCACCUCUUUGUCGUUGCCGCUUCCUGAAUCGGAGGGUUUUAGACGAGAGUUUUCCCGCGCAGAACGACUUGUCGCGCAAGUUGGCACCGGCAAAAUCCGAAAUUUAAAAACUAAAUAUUAAUUAAAUCGCGAGGCUGCGGACACGCGUAUGGUUACAUUUCCUUUCAUCCACUUAAAGUUUGCCACGUCAUUCUCUCCAGCUCACGUUCCCCUGUCGGGUUUUCUCCACCGUCCGAUCAGAUAUCAAACCCACAAAAGGAAAAGCUUCGACAGGAAGCUGUUUCAGUUUCCAACGAGCGAAGGAUUUUCCGACAGAUUAAGCGACGGAGGAGGGUUGAUAAUGGAGGCGGUGGAGUGGCAGGAGAUGGCGGAGGAAGGAUGCACGACGCCGAGAAGCAGAAAGUAUCGUAUUCCGGCGGCGUCAGUGUGUCCGCCGCCCCCGAGGAAGAAAUCGACGGCGGGGAUGAUGCGAGGUCCGCCGAGAAAUGGUUUUUUUCGCCCGCCGGAACUGGAGAGCUUGUUCUACGCGCAGCCUCGACGAGAAGCUUGGGCUUAACGUUCUAGGGUUUUAUCUCGCGAGUCUCUGUUUGGGUGUUCUGUAUAUAGGUGUUUAUCGGGGUUUAGGAUCUUCUAGAUCAGAUUUGUGUUGUUGCCUAUUUUUUCAAAUGGGGUUUGGUCUGUACUGGGUUCGGAUUUGUUCAGACAAUUACUUCUUUUCAAGAUUCAUUCAUUUUCUCCCUG